GUGCCAGUCCGACGUAUUCUAUCAUUCGUCGUCGAGAUCUUUUUGGGGUGUUAGGACUAAGACGGCCACAACUCAGACUCGAUAUUCAAUAUCUGGUCGGCCGUCAUUGUAUCGAAUAACUACCUCUAGCUCCUAGAUUCACAUAGGUUAACGCACCUCGGCGUAUCGAAAGAUCGUAUACUGGGCCAUGCCGACUCCUGGCUCCCCUCCGUUCACUGGGACGAGCCAAUUCGCUUCAGAUUCGGGAAUGCCUCCUUUCGCCCUCGCCAACGAAUUUGAACUCUACGACGCCGACGACGUUCAUCACACCGCAGGCGGUUCUCUAUUUGAUUUCGCCGGAGGCGAAUUAAUUGACCCGACCGUUUUUGCAGAAUCCAAGCCAUUUUCAUCGGGUCCUAUCCCAUCUACACGAACCAAUUUAAAUAGAGCAGCUCCAGAUUGUCACCAACUUCCAUCCCACCGUGGCUCGUCCUCCUCGUCCUCAUCCCGAGAAAGUGCCAACUCCAAUUCCGCCAAAACUAGCAAUACAUCAGCCGACGUGAUGAUGACAGAUGAGCAUGUGCCGGCGUGGCACUUCGAAAAUGUAAUGAGACACGAGACCAGUUUCAUGUUCGAUUCUACGGACGCCGCAACUAUGGACAUGUCUAAUGUUUUCGACUUCGAGAGCGCAUCGAGUAGCCCUAGCCCUCCCACAAAUGGUCCGAUACAAGAAUCAAAUGCGGCAGGACAGCUCAUGUCAAAUGGACCAGUCGCCAAGAGAAUAAAAGGUCACCAUAAAGGGCAGUCGCAACACUCUUUAACAAAAUCAAUGAAUGGAUUAAAGACGAGUGGCUCUAGAGAAGGUUCACCUAUGUCUAAUUUGGUAACUAGCCAAGAGGCGUCCCCCAUAGCCAUGUUCCACUCGCCCCCCUCUGAUGUCACAACGGGCCAUUUCAAUGGUAGUAUGGCAAAUGUAAACAUGAAUUCGGUCUGGCCCAUGUCAGGAUUACAAGCCACAGGCCCAGCACCUCAAGUAAGACAGGACUCGAUGGGUAUACCAGCUGUACCUCACGGCCUUCCGUCCUAUUCACCGCAGAUGAACUUAACCCAAGCUCUUACCCCAAGGCUUGUGAUUCAACCCACUCCUCUCAAAUCUAGGGUUGAAACACAAAUCCCUAUCAAAUUAACCAUUCAUAAUCUGCCCCAGGGCAUCAAGCGGAUCCACUUGCCAACACACACAAUCUCGAAGCCCAAGCUACUGGCUAAGCCUCCAGCAGUGCGCUCCCCCGACAUGCUUGAAGCGUACACCAUGCUAGUUUGCACCAGUGCUAUGCAAGACCCGGAAAAACUCCAGCGCGCAUUAAGGCGGGCAGCGGCGGCUCGACACGACUUCUUAGGUCAGCGACGAUCAGGGGACGGUAUGGAGGAUGACGAGCAGAAGCCCCAAAAUGGUGGUGAAGUACGAAUAUGCAGUGGCUGCAUAACACGGGAGCGCAAGCGGGCUGGUCGGAAGAAACAUAAGAAACCGGAGGAGGAAGAGCUGUGGAAUCGAUAUGAAAACGAACGAGCCAUCGUUUUCAACACUAAUGAGAUUAAAGAGUGGCAGGUGGUAACGCCUAGUAUGAUAGAUCCUACGGGAACUGGGCCAGCCGAUCUCUCCGUCCCUGCUGGUACCGUCCAGGUGGAUGCGCCGAUGCGCAUUGCGUGUUAUUGCCGGCACCAUGGCGAGAAAAUGGGAUUUCAAGUCAUUUUCACCAUAAAAGACUACAAGGAUAACGUUAUUUGCCAGCAGAUCUCGUCCUCGAUCAUGAUAACGGAUGACCACAAGGCACAUGUUCCACAAGCCACCACAACACAGGUUCCCAAUGCGCCUAUGCCAGCCAUUGAGCCCCCUUCGAUGAACGAUAUCAAACCGAUCGAGGCGCAAGCCAUAUUUCACUCGUCGCAAACUACAUCUGACAUUCAAGGGAUGCCUCCGAAUGGGACUUACCCAUUUCCUUCAGUGCCUGUCAACAACAGCAAUAACUCACAGGGAACAUCGAUAGCGGCGACACCUCGUAACUUAUCCAGGCAGGGAUCUCCAACAAGCCCUUCGGCUCCAUUACCCAAGAAGAGGAAGGCAAGCGGAUCUGUGAAGUUGCCCAGCGGCCUAGCGAUGACGAGACUAGAAACCGGCCAGUCGCCACCGGCAGUCUCUUCAGGGGCACAGAACGAGUCAGCUGUUACUUCUGCAGCCACCUCGCCAUUUUCGCCAAAUAUGGCAACGUUCCCAAUGGCCACCGAUUCGCUAUUUUCUCAUGGGCAGCAACCACACCUAAAUAACAUGGGACAAGCUUUUCCAACGGGACCCCCUACGCCGAACAGCAAUAGUGCUGAACUCAUCUACCCAUCAGGAAACAGGAACAUCAGUCUUGAUAAUAUGCAAAUGGCUCAAAUGUUUUCUGCGCCAACAUCAGCUCACCCGAGCCGUGCACCUAGUCCGAAUCGGCUGAGAAACGAGAUGCAAAACAUGUCGCAUGCUCCAUUAGGCCAAAAUCUCUACAACACCCCCACAGCAAUGAGUUCAAACAGGGCACCGCAACCGAUGAUUUACAAGAUCAUACCCGGCGAGGGCCCAAAGUCUGGAGGAGUUGAAGUGACUAUUCUCGGCAGCGGUUUUACUAAUGGUGGUCUCGAAGUCAUGUUUGGGGAGCAGAGGGCCGCUACGACGACCUACUGGGGCGAGACGUCAUUGGUCUGCCUUCUCCCACCGUCUCCUAAUGCAGGGAUUGUUCCGGUAUCAAUCAGGCAGCCUGGCGUCACCCCCCAACAUCUCUUCGGCGGCAAUCAACAACCACUUUUCCGAUACGUCGAUGACGAUGAGCACCGCUUGAUACGUACGGCUCUGACUGUUCUAGGCAACAAGCUGGGCGGCAAGAUGACGGAUGUUGCAGAUAUUGCAAGAAACAUCAUUUUUGGCGGGCCAGGGAAUGGAGGUUCUUGGGGUCCUUCUCCUUCCGGAAGUCAAACACCUAACACCAACUUCAGCAACCUUGAGCAAGAUUUCUCAGAAUCCGUAGAGGUGGGGUUGCUCCGUGUCUUAGAGCUGAUCGAUCUCGAUGAUAGCCCCAACAAAGCUCGGAUUAAUCUUAAGAGGUCAAGCGGGCAGACAAUGCUUCAUCUCGCUUGCUCUCUCGGCCUUGCCCGAUUCGUUGCCGGUCUUCUGUCACGAGGUGCCAAUGUGGGUAUCCGUGACAAGGGAGGUUUUACACCUUUACAUUUGGCGGCCAUGAAUGGCUAUUCUGAUAUCGUGCGACGCCUCAUCCUAAAGGGGGCCGAUCCGAAUAUGCGAAGUCUUUCUGGUCUCACUCCCGCCGAUAUUGCUCGGUCAAGCGACGUGCUGCGAGUCCUCCGGCACAUCGAGAACCACUCCAGAUCCCGCAGUAACGGCUCAAUCAAUAGUAGGGUCAAUAGUGCCAGUUCACUCAGAUCUUUAUGGGAGCCACCCUCGAUAACUCCAGCUCAUCGAGAAGAGUUUAUGUCUGAUGAUUCAGGGUCGGUGGAUGACAGUAGUAGCGGUGACUCGUCGUCGGAGAAGGACACAGAUGAGGAAAAUGACGACUGGUUAGAUAUGAGACGACCAGGAAUUCCACCUCAACGCCCUCGUCAGGAUGUUUCACACCAUCAAUCACUUGAUGAAGAUGUCCCACCAGCAUCUCCAAGCGCAGCCAUGACAGCUCUGCGAGAUCAAUUUUCGGCACAACUCCACCAGUGGCAAAAUUCCAUGACAAUGCAUUUCCAAAAUUUACCACACAUGCAGAUGCCACAAAUGCCCACUCUACCCCCCAUUCCGGUUCUUCCUGACUACCACGCUUAUCUGUAUUCGGCCCCUGUCAUGCAACGUAUUACCUCACUUGUCCCCAACAUCCGAGGCCCACGCCCUGGUUCAGCAGGCGAGCAACCUCCUCGAGAUGCCGACAGUAAGUGGUGGGAUAUCCCCUUCUUCGGCACCAGAGAGUCCCCUCCGCCGCGCUACGAAGACAUCUUCCCCCGAGAGGCUUUCGACACCAAACAAGCUACAGCCGCUGCCGCAGUAGCCGAGCAUGAAGCAGACAGUAAAUACGAGGCCUUGUACGACCAAGAGACUGCAGAAAUGUCACGAUCACAAGAAGUCCCCGAGCUUCUGGAGAUUGGACGGCAACGCAAUAUCACCAAGGAGCAGCAAGAACAUCUGCAGCGUGCUCAUGCUCAAAGGCUCAAGACCGGCAGCAGUGACAAAAUGCUGUGGUUUGUCUGGAUCCCUAUCCUCAUUUUCAUACUGGGCGCCAUGUUAGCCAGUGUCGCCCCUUCACUAGCGUCUGGUACUGUCACGUUGGUCAAGACCUCUACUGCUCUUAUCACGAACCCACGCGACACUGCCCAAAAAUUCAUUUCCAAUGUUUUAGCACCUGUUUAACUUGUUUUCCUUCCUUUCUAAACUCACUAUACCUCUUGUUUUCGUACUUCGAAAAGAGCAUUGUGUUUAUUUCUAUCGAUGUGUAAAUAUCUACCUAUAUUAUAUAGC
Molecule: messenger RNA, 4522 nt
Organism: Hypoxylon fragiforme
Lineage: Eukaryota; Fungi; Ascomycota; Sordariomycetes; Xylariales; Hypoxylaceae
Exons: 3
Coding region: 188-4414 (1408 amino acids)
Molecular function (GO): protein binding
Source: RefSeq, a predicted model, not a curated record